AUAAAAAAACUGAGUAAACAAGACAUUUAUGAUGAUAGAAAUCAUCAUAUUUAUUAUCAUAGCACUGAUUGUUAUAGGGUUGCUUCAGAGUCUACAUGUUGAUAAUUACAGUAAAGUAAAGGUAACAGAUACUGAAGAUAACAAUUCAAUUACCACUGAUGCACUGGAAAGAAAGACAUUGAAUAUAGGUAAUAAAGAUAACACAAAUUCGAAACUACAAACUAGGGGUGAUGACGAAAAAUUAGUACAGCCUACGAACAGAACCACUCACUUAUAUCAGCACAAUUAUCUAGACCAGCGUGUUGUCAAACAUAACACAAAUUCGAAACUACAAACUAGGGAUGAUGACGAAAAAAUAGUACAGCCUACGAACAGAGCCAAUCAUUUAUAUCAACAUAAUUACUUAGACCUGCGUGUUGUCAACAACUUAUACUUAAAUUCAUCAAAAGCAGACGUCAUUAAAAGAAACGUGUCAGUUCCACGUAAACCACGAACUACAAAGUAUGUUUUGUAUGAUACUGACCGACUUCGAUGUUUUGUUUCUAGAAAAGAGACACUUCUCAAAAAGGCAGAGGAAAUCAACACAGCAACUGGAUGUGAUAUAUACUUGGAAGUGAGAUACGAAGAGAAACCACAUAUAUACAAAUCAGAGACUUUUCAGAAUUACAGCCUUAAACAGGAGGCUAUGGAUAUAUCUCCUUCUGAUGACAAUAGACGCUCACAAAAUAAACGAGGUAAACGAAGACCCGAAUCUGACGAUGAUUUGGAUACUGAAGACAACAAAUUGUCUCCUGUAAAGAUACCGAAAACAAUAGAGCAUAAAAAUAGUGGAAACCGAAAACAAACGGAAAAUGAAAUGGAAACAGAGGGCGACGAAUGUGUUUGUAAUAUUUGUGGAGAGUAUGAAGAUGAUGAUGAUAAAGAUGAUGAUAAAGGCCCAUGGGUCAAUUGUGACUACCAAUAUGAAGAUUUAUCAUGUUGUAUGUACACAGCACAUGUGACAUGUCUAGAAUUGGAAGAAUAUCCUCAACACUUUCUCUGUUCAGAACACAUGGAAUAGUUAAUAGGUUAUAGAUGUAUUCUUUAAAUCGAGCUUCAGUUGUUAUCUUUUAAAAGAUUUAUUCGUAUUUCUAUAACACUAAUAGAUUCCUUAAGAGAAAGUUAAGUUCGAAAUAAUUUCAGCUUUAAUAGAAAGGGAAGAGGAGAAAUAUAUCCAUUGGCCUCAAAUAUAUUCAAACUGUUCGUUACACUGUUAUUUUCAAUGAACAAUUGUAAUAUGAGACAUGUAUCCAGA
Messenger RNA from Mytilus trossulus (common blue mussel), 1294 nucleotides. RefSeq lists its product as uncharacterized. The record is from RefSeq and is a predicted model, not a curated record. Bases 29 to 1060 code for a protein of 343 amino acids. Gene Ontology annotation, molecular function: protein dimerization activity; DNA binding. NCBI's taxonomy places the organism in Eukaryota, Metazoa, Mollusca, Bivalvia, Mytilida, Mytilidae. The transcript has 6 exons.